AUGUCCGGCUACGACGAGAAGAAGACGGGUGAGGCCCUCGCGCCCGUCCCCACGACAGAGUUCGGCAGCGUGCAGGACUACCCCAAAGUCGACGAUGCGACUCACGAUGCCGUUUUCGGAGAGAUCAGUGAGGAUGGACCAAACUACCGUGACGUACGUUGCGUUCGACGCUAUGGCGGAGCUUCGACACUGACUUCAUAUGGCAGGUUGGCUGGAUGGGUACGGUGAUCCUCAUGUGCAAGACCCAGAUUGGUCUCGGUGUUCUUGGAAUUCCCGGAGCUCUACACACCCUCGGGAUGAUACCAGGUGUUAUCAUCCUGAUCAUCAUCGCUAUCAUGACAACAUGGUGUGGUCACAUGGUUGGAAAGUUCAAGCUUCUGCACCCGCAGGUAUACGGUAUCGACGACGCUGGCAAGCUCAUGGGCGGUCGCAUUGGCCGGGAGAUUCUCUGGAUUGGAUUCAUCCUCUGUGAGUUGGAGCCUCGGAGCAUGCCCGAUCAGCAGUCGUGCUGACAUUCACAGACUUCACUUUCCUCUCUGCCUCGGCCAUGCUUAGUAUCUCGAUCGGUUUCAACGCUCUCUCGGUGCACGGUGCUUGCACUGCGAUCUUUGUCGUCGUUGCAGCCCUGAUUGGUUUCCUCUUUGGCAGCAUCCAGACCCUCGGAAAGGUCUCCUGGAUCGCCUGGAUUGGUGUCGCUGGUAUUCUGACUGCUGGUGAGAAUGCAUAAUACCCAUCGCAAAAGAGAUUCCUGCUCACACUCGCCAGUCUUCACCCUCACCAUUGCAGUCGGCGUGCAAGAUCGACCUGCCGAUGCUCCUCAAACGGGCCCUUACGUCAGGAACUUCGAGAUCAUUGGCCACCCAACGUUCGCCGACGGCAUCUCUGCAGUCUCGACCAUCGUUUUCGCGUUUGCUGGAACUCCGGCCUUCUUCUCGAUCGUCUCGGAGAUGCGCAACCCUCGCGACUUCACCAAGUCUCUCUGCGUCGCUCAGACGAUUGUCACGCUCGUGUACCUGGUCGUCGGUAUUGUCGUCUACUACUACUGCGGAUCGUACGUGGCAUCGCCCGCUCUCGGUUCGGCUGGUCCCCUCAUGAAGAGAGUCUGCUAUGGCCUUGCAUUGCCUGGACUGGUUGCCAGCUGCAUGCUGUUCGUUCAUGUAAGUCCUCGUGGCCUCAGAUCCUAAGUGUGGUCCCGUUGCUGACAGCCCCCAGCUUCCCGCGAAGAGUGCAUUCAUGCGCAUCAUGCGUGGCUCGGAGCACCUGACCAAGAACACCCCCAUCCACUGGAUGGCAUGGCUCGGCUGCACCGCCACCAUCACCAUCGUGGCAUACCUCAUCGGCAGCGGAAUCCCCGUCUUCGACGGCCUCAUCUCGCUCAUCGGAGCGCUGCUGGCCACCGCCAUGUCCUUCCAGCCCAUGGGCCUCAUGUGGCUCUACGACAACUUCAAGCGCAGCACCAGCGAGCGCGACAGCAAGUGGUGGAUCGGCGUCACCUGGGCCUUCUGGAUCGUCAUCAUCGGCACCUUCAUCAUGAUUGCGGGCACCUACGGCUCCAUCGUCGGCAUCAUCAAUGCGGACCGCACCACUCCGUGGUCGUGCGCCGACAAUUCGGGUUCCGUCUAA
Lecanosticta acicola is the source of this 1623-nucleotide messenger RNA. NCBI's taxonomy places the organism in Eukaryota, Fungi, Ascomycota, Dothideomycetes, Mycosphaerellales, Mycosphaerellaceae. The record is from the annotation of a GenBank genome assembly.